AUGGAACCCACUUUUCCGCUAUUUCGACUACCCGAGAAUGCUAUCGUCCACGUGCUUCAAAACAUGGAUCUUAAUCAACUAUUGAUCAUCUCCCUUGUCUCAAUGAAAACUAAGAACCUAGUGUCAUCAUUAGGAUUAGAACCAUCUCAUGUUGACAUCUGCAUUGAAAGCGGUAUAAGUUUAUCUAUGUUCAUUGGAAAACCCCAUUUGGCUGUGGAUUUCUAUAAUGAUUCGAAUGAUCAGAAUGAGUUGUUACCCGUAGAUAUAACUCUCCCAGUAGCUGCCUAUGUUGGAUAUAAAGGACCACCAAUUCAAUCAUCCACUCCAUUCAACUUCAGCAAGUGGUUAUAUCACAUCAAGACCAUAUUCUGUUGCACUCAGCCACCGAAUUUUCAAUUUGCUGAAGGCUGGGAAAAAUUUGGAAUUGAGUCGUUGAAAGAAGCAAUUGGAAGUGUCAAUACGCUUGCUCCGAAUCAUCUACUGACUAACGAUUCGAGCAGGAGAGUUUUGAAACACUUCAAUUCCCCAAGCGGAUUCUUUAUGGUCAAGAAUCCAUUCGAAGAAGCUUGUCAGAUUCAACAAAUAUUCAUUCAAAACUGCGAAAUUAUUGAAUUUGGUGAUGUACACUCAUUGGAUGACAUGUUACUGAUUAAUAUUCAAAACGUCUACUUCUACCAUCCAAUAUCUCAAAAAGAAUUCAAUCAAUUCCUUAAACACUGGAUCCGUGGAUCUAAUCCAAGACUGCAACAUAUGACUCUAUCAAUCGAUAAAACUGGCUCUGUCGACGGAGAAGCUCAUUUUAAAGGAAUCAAAUGCAUGAAAGUGAGUAAAGAGACAAAGAACAAAAUCGGUCGGAUGCACGGUCUGUCAACGCAUGACGAUUUGAUCCAGAUCAGACGGAAUGAUGGCACAACUGCAUUUAUUGGGACACAAAAAUCAGAAAAUGUUCUCCGUGUCCAUUUCAAUGUGUUGCACUAA
Caenorhabditis remanei is the source of this 978-nucleotide messenger RNA. RefSeq lists its product as uncharacterized. The transcript is spliced from 2 exons. Gene Ontology annotation, molecular function: protein binding. The record is from RefSeq and is a predicted model, not a curated record. Lineage: Eukaryota; Metazoa; Nematoda; Chromadorea; Rhabditida; Rhabditidae. The coding region runs from base 1 to 978 and encodes 325 amino acids.